AUGGACUCAUCACUGGACUCUGCCAUGGCCCCCCCUGCACCAGCCAAACGUGGCCGGUCAGACUCCUUUGACGAUGGUGAUGAGGAUGCUCGAUAUGCGAAGAUGUCCAAAGUUGACACAAGCACACUCAAGCGGCCUUCUUCACCGGGACUAGAUCUUGAUCGUUCCAUCAAGAAAGCAAAGGACACGGCUACCGAUUUUCUCUUUGGAAAGGAUGCAUCUAAAGCCCCAUUCAUGAGAUAUGACAACUUUAACAUCUACAACCCCCAAUUUGUCACUUUAGAGUCGAAUGGGGAGUUUGUUCCCAUGGUCCCAGCUCAUCCUCAAUCAGCCUUGAUUGAUCCUGUUACCGGCCUUGUUACUCCACAAAUCACGCCUGAGGAGAAGCUUGGCGAUCCCUUCAACUCUAGCAAUAGGCCAGCAGGGGUGUUAGAGCAGGACCUUGUUCCUGGGCCCCUGUCGAAGAACCCUAUCGACAUUGUGCUCACUGGCGACAUCAGGCUUUUCAACCUCAUUCCAGCCAAGAUUGAGAUAUACCGAACUCUCACUGAGGCGCAGCCAUACACUGAGAUAGUCAGGCCAGCUAAGGGUCGCCUCUCGUUGGGAGAGUUUCUCCCCAGCCUCAAAGAUGGCGUUCUCGAUUCUAUUGUCUUGGACAAUCUGCGCUUUUGUUACGUUGAGGAUUUCGGAGAUCCAUUCUUGCCCUCUGGAGCAUACUUCGAGACAGACAUUGUGUUCCAAGGAGCCAUGCAGCCUGUUUCUGAUGCCCUUCGAGACUUCUUCGGUCAGGAUAAGCCUGCUCUUCAUUUCAGCGCCCAUCUCGGCGCAUACAGGGAUUGGGACGACCCUUGGGAUGUUGUCAACCUGGUCCUAAGUGCCUCUUUGGAUCGCAUCUCUUUUAAAGCUCUCGGCAUCUUCGAAUGGACUAGGCUCGGUGUCGAAGUCUUGGCUUUUGCUGAUGUGGACUGCACCAAGGACGUCAACCCUUGGUCCUUGGGCUUUGGCUUCUUUGGUGAUGUCAAUAUGACAGUUCCAGGAUCGAUUGUACCCCUUCGAGCUACAUAUAGGCUUCGAAAGAUGUUCGAUACGUAUUCUCUCUUGGUCAGGCUUCAAGACGAUGAGUGGAAAGAUGUCUUUGGUAUACGGGGAUUUGACCUGCAGCAGGUCUUGCUAUCCGCCACGCUGAGCAAUCUAUCCUCCGGUGAUAAAACCUUCGCAUUAUCGGUAGAGGCUCAAAUGGUCUGGCACGAGACCACAGUUUCUAUAUCUGGUACCUAUUCCAAAGACCACUACAGCUUGGAGGCAUAUGUCGGUAACCUGGCUCUCGGUGACCUAGAGGGUUUGUUCAAGCAGCUGACUGGAGAGGGAGAACUGGACGUAUUCGACCACGACGUCAAGUUCAAUUCCAUCUAUCUUCAGGUAUCAAGUGAGGGAAUCGUGCUAUCAGGAAGCAUCACCAUCAAUGGUCACUCCAGUGCUGGCGGCUGUGUCACCAUCUCCAAAACGGGUGUCUCCAUCACUGGUGGCGUCUCUGAUGUGUCUUUUGAAGGCUUCGAGAUCCACAAUGCUGAAUUCGAUGUCUUCAUCGGAAGCAAAAAGUCACAGGAGGAUUCAGGAGGACGCUCUACACGCUUUGCUAUAUCCGGAGAUGUAUCUUUCUGUGGCAUUGAUGUUAGAGCUGGUGUCUUUACGCAAAAGGACAAAGAUGGCCCACUGAAAUGGGCUGUUUAUGGAGAAGCAUCCGGUAACUUGAGUACUGCCUCGCUAUGCCCUGUCCUCAAAGACACGUUCUUGGAUGUGACAUUGUCAAACCUGGCGCUCGUUGCCAUGAACCAUGACAUGACAGUCGCUUCCUUCAACAAGCACAACUAUCCUCUAGCUAAGGGUGUCCAAUUCUGCGCAAAGAUCGAGAGCAUACCAGAGUUGGAGAGUCUUCUCAAGGGCAGUGUCAAGGGAACAGUACUCCAGGCUUGCUAUACCGGCGGGAAGUUCAAGCUGAGUCUUAUUCUCCCUGCUGCAAGGACAAUCACCUUUGGGGACCGUGUGUACACCGGGCCUCUGAGCCUUGGGAUUCACCUCGGUGCCAACCCCACGGACAUCUUGCUAGUUCUCAAUGCUGAACUCAACGUUGUUCUCGACACACAGCCGCAUCCCUUGGCAUUUGCUCUUGGCCUCAAAGCCGGGUACAGCGGUGCUUCGGCAUAUGCUCAGAUGAUUACAGACUGGAUAAACCCAUGUGGCAUCGGUAAAGAAGUCGUGAUUCGAGGGGGGGCUCUCGAGUUUGGCAUCAUAUACUCAACAUUCCUCGCAACUGGUAUGCCAGGAGAAAUGGGAUUUGCUGGACAGAUCAACAUCGGGUCCAAAGAGGCCAAGAUGGCCAUGAAACUCAGUCAAAACCCCAAGGAGCAGUUGCUGGCGGCUGCCGUUAAGGAUCUGGGGGUCGCAGAUCUUGUUAAGUUCGCCUCUCUCGUUGCAGAAAAGGAACUUCCUGAGCCGGAUGACUUUCUUCACUUUAAUGAUGUUGAGCUGUAUAUCUCUACUGGCACCAAGAUCGGCUUAACAGAAUACCCCCCUGGCGCCUCCUUGAAGGGCGACAUGACCAUAUUUGGCAAGCGUGCGAAAUUUGAGUGCACUGUAGGUUCCAUGAUCAAGCUAUUGGCCACAAUUGAGGCCUUCAACAUCGGGCCACUCCAGGUCACUGGCGCCACAGGGCCGGAUCCCAUUGUGGACAUUGUGCUUUCUUCUGACAAGCAGACCGUUCUUAUUGAUGGCGCUGUGACUAUCAUGGGGGCAUCUGCUGCUCUUCACCUGGAAGCGAGCUUCUUACCAUCAACCACUUUCGAUUUCUGGGUGGAUCUACGUCUCUCAGAUCUAUUCAUGUUGAAGCUCCAGGCCAAGCUAACGGGAAAAUUCAAUGUGAAAGAUUUAAAAAGUCUAGAAAAGGCAGACUUUGCGGUCAAAGGUGUAAUGGAACAACACAUCAUUGAGUACAUAUCGCAGCAAGUUCAGCAGCAGAUUGAUGUCGCUCAGAAAGCCGCAAAGGAAGGCUUCGAUUCAGUCAAGGCCGAGCUAGAUAGACAAGAAGCAGCUUUCAAGGCAAAAUGCGAUGCGGCGAUUGCAGAGCUAGAGAGAGCUCGCGCCAUAUGGAACGAAAAGCGUGACCGCGUCAAUGGAGAAUUCGAACGCGUCAAGCAAUCGACACAUCAAACAGUCCAGGGCUUGAAGGACAGUGUUGACCGUGCUGAAGCCUCCUGGAAGCAACUCAUCGCGGAAGUAGAGAGGGCUUUAGAAGAGGCGCGAAACGACGCGAAUGCUGCUAUCGGAUCUGCACAGUCUGAUCUCAACCACGCUCAAGAGGAUAGCGACAGAAGCAUUCGGGAGGCUCAGGACGACCUGCAGAGAGCAAGGAAUGAUUUCGACCGAGAGUUUGGCAAUGCGGUCCGGGACAUCGAGAACGCCAGACACGACGUGGAACGAGCUCAAGGUAGUGUCAACGAUGUUAGGUGGUCAAUUGACCGCGUCAACCGAGAGAUUGAUGACACAUCGUGGUACAACUGCGGGGGUCUCUACGCGGAAAGGGCUUCUCUCGAGAUAGCACUCGUGGCCGUAGAUGGGAGCUUAGAAGUCGUCAAGGGCAUCUUACACGCCGCUGAGUGGGUGGUGCAGAGCACUGGCUAUGUCACUGCUGAGGCCACAAUCGGCACUGCCGUUUUCGCACUUGACCGAGUCAGAGACGUCAAAGGCGUAGCUCUCGACGCCGCCAAGCUUGCGUUGGACGGCGUUCGAGAAACGCACAAUCUUGCCAUCGAGGCUGCGUCAGAGGCAGUGUCCGUCGCCAAAACUGCAAGCGAAGAGCUUCAUGUCUUCGAAGCGGCAAAAGGUGCUCUUGAUGCCGGCGAGAGUGUUGCACAGGGGGCCAUCAACACAGCGCAGGACGCAGUAAACGCUCUGGCUUCAUGUACCGAGUUUCUAGCGUUUGACGUGGCCGAGAAGGGCUUGCAGUUUGCUCGAGAUAACACGAGCGAGCUGAAUUUGGCACGGCAUGCGGUUGAGAUUGGUGAAAAGGCAGUGGAUAUCGGAUUAGACAUGGCCAAGUGGGCUGUCGACCAUGCUGGCAAAAUGUUUGACAUCCAGCUGGUCGAGUUUGAGGGGUCUAUCCAAGGCUUGGUAGGUAAUGGCCCUCCCCUCAGGGUCAAGAUAGCAGGUGUUGUGUUUGGUGACUAUUUUGUUUUUGAACUGGUAUGGUCUCCUGGCUUUGAUCUCAUCAAGUUCAUCAAAGAGCUGUUUGCCAAAUUAUGGGAACUAAUUAAAGAUGCUGCGGCCUCGAUAAUGAAGUGA
Fusarium proliferatum ET1 is the source of this 4338-nucleotide messenger RNA. RefSeq lists its product as uncharacterized. Bases 1 to 4338 code for a protein of 1445 amino acids. NCBI's taxonomy places the organism in Eukaryota, Fungi, Ascomycota, Sordariomycetes, Hypocreales, Nectriaceae. The record is from RefSeq and is a predicted model, not a curated record. The transcript is spliced from 2 exons.